Messenger RNA from Paramecium pentaurelia, 573 nucleotides. The record is from the annotation of a GenBank genome assembly. Lineage: Eukaryota; Ciliophora; Oligohymenophorea; Peniculida; Parameciidae.
AUGAUNACUAUAUAAAUACCUUAAAGACCUAAAUUUCUUGAAAACCAUUUCUAUGCUAAAUCUGCUGGAAUGCAAUAAUGUAUGGCACCUCCAUAGUUUUGUUCACAACCGAGACCAAUGCCAAUGUGCUCACCAUGCAUGCAAAUAGUACCACUUCGGCCAUUUAUGUGUUCACCUAUGGAAAAUUUGCGAUUAGAAUAAUGUGCAGAAAUGAAGGAUUUCCCUAUGCAAAUGAAUGCACAACUUCAACUACAAAAAUUAUCAGAUAUAAAGAAAGAUGAACUAAAUGUUAAGCUCUCCUAUAAUUAAUUGAUUUAAUUCGCAUAAGCAGAUGGAAGUUUCAAGAUAAAUAAUGAUAUUUAAUUAAAAAUAAACUUUAAUAACUUAAACAAUGAAUAAGGCCUAAAAGAUGAUGUAUGGAAUACUUUGCUAAUUUUACUUUAUUUAGAAAAAUAUUGUAGUGAAGACAAGAAAUCAUGGCAAUUAGUUUUUUCCAAAGGUAUUUUAUAUUUGAGUAAGCACGGAAUAAACUACACGGAAAAGAAAUUAGAAUAUGAGCAUUCAUAGGCAUGA